GGGUCAAACAGCUAAUAUCAAUAAGAAUAUGCUGAUCGUGUUUUCUGCUGUUGGUGCCAUGGUAGCCAUUUCUGUCAUAUGCUCAGUGAUCGGUGUAUUCGUUAGAAAGUUCUGCUCACGAUCUUGCCCUGCAUCAAUACAUUGUAACACGAAUAAUGGUAACUGCGACCUACCCCCGUCGUACAAUGAUUGUGUAGAUAGUGGAAUAAUAGUAGAAAGUGGCCAUGGACAUGACGACGAUCUGAAUACGUGUUCAGAGAGCGUGGAAGAACCUCCUCCUACGUAUGAUAGUGUAACAAAACAAACGUCAACAACGAUAAUUCAUGGCUUGCACAAUAUUAUGAACGAAAUGCAACCAGCUGCGGGGAGUUAACUUCCCCCUCAAACUACAUGAUGUA
Messenger RNA from Saccoglossus kowalevskii, 398 nucleotides. RefSeq lists its product as uncharacterized. NCBI's taxonomy places the organism in Eukaryota, Metazoa, Hemichordata, Enteropneusta, Harrimaniidae. The record is from RefSeq and is a predicted model, not a curated record.